This is a messenger RNA of Pochonia chlamydosporia 170, 969 nucleotides long. Its product is annotated as deoxyhypusine hydroxylase. The transcript has 2 exons. The record is from RefSeq and is a predicted model, not a curated record. Gene Ontology annotation, molecular function: deoxyhypusine monooxygenase activity. Bases 1 to 969 code for a protein of 322 amino acids. Gene Ontology annotation, biological process: peptidyl-hypusine biosynthetic process. NCBI's taxonomy places the organism in Eukaryota, Fungi, Ascomycota, Sordariomycetes, Hypocreales, Clavicipitaceae.
AUGGCUGACGCUACUGUGAAAAGCUUACGGGAGACCCUUUGCUCCGAAUCGACCCCGCUGGCCGUUCGAUUUCGCGCCCUCUUCUCGCUGAAGCAUGUUGCGAAGCAUGGCGAACCCGAUACUGCCCUUGCCGCUAUCGAGGCUAUCGCAGCCGCGUUUGCUUCGCCAUCUGCCUUGCUGAAGCACGAGCUGGCUUAUUGCCUGGGACAGACUGGCAACGAUGCUGCGAUUAAGCCCUUGCGAGAUGUCCUUUCCGACUUAAACGAAGACCCGAUGUGCAGACACGAAGCCGCUGAAGCGCUGGGGGCGUUUGGCAAGCCUGAGAAUCUGGAAGUGCUGAAAUAUUUUCGGGACCGUGAAGGCGAAGAAGUUGUUGUCACUGAGACAUGCGAAAUUGCCAUUGAUCGGAUAGAGUGGGAAAAUUCGGAGAAGCGCAAACAAGAGAAGCUACGACAGAGCGACUUCGCUUCCAUUGACCCAGCGCCACCUAUGCCCGAAUCCGAGAAGACGGUCGAAGAGUUGGGCAAGCAGCUCAUGGAUACAACACAGCCUCUUUUUAUGCGAUACCGCGCCAUGUUCGGCUUGCGCGACCUUGCUUCCCCUCCUGACUGUCCUACCGCUGUUCCUGCAGUGCUUGCCCUUGCAACAGGAUUCGCCGAUACUUCUGCUCUGUUUCGCCACGAAAUUGCUUUCGUUUUCGGCCAGCUGUCACACCCGGCCUCUAUCCCUGCUCUUACGGCGGCGUUGAGCAAUUUUGAGGAAGCUAGUAUGGUUCGUCACGAGGCUGCUGAAGCGCUUGGUAGUCUCGGAGACGAAGAGGGUGUCGAGGAGACUCUUAAGCGAUUUCUUCACGACAAAGAAAAGGUUGUUCGAGAAAGUGUUAUUGUCGCAUUGGAUAUGGCAGAGUAUGAGCAAAGUGGUAACGCCGAAUAUGCCCUGAUACCAGAAACUGCAAGUGCUUCUGCAUAA